This is a messenger RNA of Porites evermanni, 1075 nucleotides long. NCBI's taxonomy places the organism in Eukaryota, Metazoa, Cnidaria, Anthozoa, Scleractinia, Poritidae. The record is from the annotation of a GenBank genome assembly.
AUACCGGGAGUGCCGGGCGUCCCGGGGCCACACGGACCCCAGGGUAGGGAAGGUCCAAAGGGACAAAUUGGGGAUAAAGGAUCGCAAGGAAAGCCGGGUCCAAGAGGAGACAGAGGGCGCGAAGGACCUCCUGGGAAGAGUGGACCCCGCGGAAUUCAGGGAAUGCAAGGUCAACAGGGACUUCUGGGAAUGAAAGGAGAGCGAGGCAUAGUGGGAAUGAAAGGAGAGCAAGGAGCUGUGGGAAUGAAAGGAGAGCGAGGCAUUAUGGAAAUUCAGGAAGAAAAGGAGACAAAGGAGAGAAAGGAGAAAGCGCCAAAGAAAGUCAAGCGAGUGCAGUACCACAAACCAACUGGAAACAAUGUGUCUGGAAAUCAGACAUUCAUACUGAUAACAGAAAGAUUAAGGUAAAUGGAAUAAGAAUCAUUAAUAGCACACUCCAAAGAAAAUUCAUUCCUUUUUUAAUUAAAAUAUUUCAGAGAAGAACGUCCCCCUUCUCACCCAUAGAUUUUAUCGGAACUGUCAUCAUUUGCCAACACAUUCCAUCGAUAGCAAAAUUAAAGUUUCCCUUUACUCCUUUCCUUGCUGGAUAAGGACAACACAACUUUAAGCUAUUCAGUACAGAGUUUAAAUUAAAGGAAGUAACUUCCUGACUGCAACAGUUAGUAUCAGUCAUUACACAGUUGGUUGCUUUAAUGUAGUAUGUUUGAUUCUAUUCAAGGACUGUCCUUUUCACAAACUGCAGUCUAAUUCAGCACUCAAAGUCUCAUUCCAGGGCAACAUGAGGGUCAUUGGUCAUUAUAAGUGUAACCGGUGGUAUUUCAAGUUCAAUAGAAAUGAAUGCAGUGGACCAAUGACGAUUGAGGCUGUUGUUCACAACUGGUGGCCAUCUUCAAGUAACCAUCAUCUGUAUCAUCAUCGGUCGUUUGAGGGGUACUGUGAAAACAUCGCACAAGGAACGGUUAGAGUGGAUUUAUGGGUAGGACAGUGUAGUGGCGUGCCCCUGGGUGAUGCUUACACUGGGUAUAAUUCAGUGUCCCGGAUAAUGAUUGAAGAGGUGUCUUGGCCCCAGUCCUAA